Molecule: messenger RNA, 831 nt
Organism: Didymosphaeria variabile
Lineage: Eukaryota; Fungi; Ascomycota; Dothideomycetes; Pleosporales; Didymosphaeriaceae
Exons: 2
Coding region: 1-831 (276 amino acids)
Molecular function (GO): oxidoreductase activity, acting on the CH-OH group of donors, NAD or NADP as acceptor
Source: RefSeq, a predicted model, not a curated record
AUGACGGUCAGUAACACCGAACUUUAUCCUGGAGACAAAUUCUUCAAGUCGUUCACCAAGACAUGGCACAACAAGCCUUAUCCCCAAAUCUCGCCCUUCCGCCCGGAGCUGCGGAUCGCCGGCAGUGUCGUAUUUAUCACGGGUGGUGGCACUGGCAUAGGGUUCGCCACCGCAAUCGCCUUUGCACAGGCCGGUGCCAAAAUCAUCGCCAUCUUCGGCCGCCGUAUCGACAAACUGAGGUCGGCCGCUAAAGAGAUCACCGAAGCAAACCCCAAUGGGACAACAACCGUCAUAUUUGAGGGCGUGGACUUGAGCCAGCGUGCCGCCGUGGAAGCUGCCUUUGUCAGUGCUAUCAAAAAGGCUGGCGAAGUCCGGAUUGAUAUCUUCAUACACAACGCUGGCAUCCUACAAACCCAGGGGUUCGUUGCAGACUACGACUACGACCUGUACCGCAGAGGCUUGGACCUCAACAUGGAUGGUGCCUUCAACACCGUCCAGGCGAUGUUGCCCCUCCUGGCCCCCGAAGCCAAGGUUUUCAAUAUCUCCUCGUGUAUUGCACAUAUCAGUCUAAUGCCUCGUUGCUGGGCCUACGCUGCAACCAAAAUUGCAAACGUCAAGAUGUUCGACUACUUUCAGGCCGAGAAUCCGAACUUACACGUUGUCAAUGUUCACCCUGGGGUCGUGAAUACCGAACUCAAUGCCGGCACAGAGCAUGAUGGUGUAGGAGUCGAUGAUGGUAAGCAGGAUCUCGUUCCUUUCCUCGUCUCCCGUUUUUACUUCUGCCCUUCUCCACAAGUCCAUGUUGAGUUCUCCUAUCUUUGCUACAUUUAA